AUGGCUACGUUUGAUCUAUUUCUAGCAGAUCAUAUUGCGCGGAAUGGCAACAAAGGACGUAGGCACGCGUCAUAUUUAUCAUCUACUAUUUUUGAUGAGUUUGUAGAAGUGUUGACCGCCCAAGUAAGAUCAGUCAUCAUUGAAGAGGUCAAAGAGGCAAAGUACUACAGCAUGAGUGUCGAUUCCACCCCAGACAUAACCCACACCGAUCAACUGACAUUCAUUCUUCGUUACAUCAAUAAAGCUGGUCUACCUGUAGAGAGAUUUAUAGCCUUCAUCCCAAUAGAAGCACACGAUACAGAGUCUCUCACGUCAGAAAUUUUGACAGCUUUGGACAAAUUUGGAAUGGAGCUUCGAAACUGCUGUGGUCAAAGCUACGAUAAUGCUAGUAACAUGGCUGGAUGCCUCAGUGGUGUACAGGCCCGUAUCAAAGAGAUGAAUCCCAAGGCUUCCUUUGUCCCCUGCUCGGCUCAUUCUCUAAAUCUGGUUGGUGUUUGA
Molecule: messenger RNA, 498 nt
Organism: Aplysia californica (California sea hare)
Lineage: Eukaryota; Metazoa; Mollusca; Gastropoda; Aplysiida; Aplysiidae
Product: 52 kDa repressor of the inhibitor of the protein kinase-like
Exons: 1
Coding region: 1-498 (165 amino acids)
Source: RefSeq, a predicted model, not a curated record